Molecule: messenger RNA, 911 nt
Organism: Impatiens glandulifera
Lineage: Eukaryota; Viridiplantae; Streptophyta; Magnoliopsida; Ericales; Balsaminaceae
Product: protein N-lysine methyltransferase METTL21A
Exons: 8
Coding region: 64-783 (239 amino acids)
Biological process (GO): protein methylation
Cellular component (GO): nucleus
Molecular function (GO): protein methyltransferase activity
Source: RefSeq, a predicted model, not a curated record
UUUUGGUGUUGUGUUUUACCUUAAAAACAAAAACCCUGGAAAAACCUCUGGAAGUGGAAAACGAUGGGAGGGACGAUUGAAGAAGAUGAUUCAAUUGUGUGUAUAGACCAAUCCUUCUUUAUGAAUGAUGACUAUCAGCUCAAGACUUUCACUUUUGGAUCUCAAAUCCUUCAACUCUACUGUCUCCAGUCAGCUUCAACUGAUUUUGACUUAACGGGACAGUUGGUUUGGCCUGGCGCGAUGCUUAUGAAUGAUUAUCUCUCAAAGAAUGCAGAAAUCCUCCGAGGAUGUUCAGUUCUAGAACUAGGAUCUGGUGUUGGAAUUACUGGAGUUCUUUGUAGCAGAUUUUGCCGCAAAGUCAUCAUGACUGAUCAUAAUGAUGAAGUUAUCAAGAUUCUGAACAAAAACGUGGCGCAUCAUUCCUCAGACGACAGUUUGGUUGAACUCAUGGCUGAGAAGCUAGAAUGGGGAAAUACUGAUCACCUCAGUCAAAUUUGUGAAAAGCAUCCAGAAGGAUUUGAUAUGAUUCUUGGGGCUGACAUUUGCUUUCAACAAGUGAGCAUCCCAUUUCUUUUUGACACUGUAAAAGAGCUACUUGACAUUAGUAGGAAGAAGAAGAGACAUUGCAAAUUUCUACUGGCCUAUGUUUCUCGAGCUAAAGUCAUGGAUUCAUUGGUUAUUAGUGAAGCUAUUGGGCAUGGUCUGCAGAUAGAUGAGAUUGCUGGAAGCCAAACCAUUGUAGGAAACCUUCAAGGAAGGAUAUAUGAGAUCACACAACAGUAAAAUUAUCUGUUUUUUUUUUUUUUGUGUUCAUUUGAGAGAGACUUUAAACUUUAUCUGUAUUGGGACAAAACAUAGUUAAUGCAAGAGUUGUGCCAAUUUUAGUUAGGGCAAACUGGCUAAAUUGGAUA